Molecule: messenger RNA, 1524 nt
Organism: Erythranthe guttata (spotted monkey flower)
Lineage: Eukaryota; Viridiplantae; Streptophyta; Magnoliopsida; Lamiales; Phrymaceae
Product: Alba DNA/RNA-binding protein
Molecular function (GO): RNA binding
Source: RefSeq, a predicted model, not a curated record
AUAAGCACGCAGUAAAACGGUCAGGGCUCUAACGCAAUACAAAGCCGGAGAGAAGAGGGCUGGAGCUUAUUAUCACCAUCUUUUUUAUUCAUACCUACACAUUUACGCCACCAAGUUUGUAGAGAAUGGAUCGAUACCAGAAGGUGGAGAAGCCGAAAGUGGAAACGCCGAUUGAUGAAAAUGAGAUUCGGAUUACGAGCCAAGGAAGGAUGCGUAGCUACAUCACUUACGCCAUGAGCUUGCUUCAGGAAAAGGGUUCGGAUGAAAUAGUGUUCAAGGCAAUGGGCAGAGCCAUCAACAAAACUGUGACAAUCGUGGAGUUGAUCAAGAGGAGAAUUGUUGGUCUUCACCAAGUUACAGCAAUUCAAUCCACUGAUAUAACCGACACAUGGGAACCGCUGGAGGAAGGGCUUCAAACCCUGGAAACCACAAGGAAAGUUUCGAUGGUCACUAUUACUCUCUCAAAGAAAGACUUGGAUACAGCAAAUAUUGGGUACCAACCUCCGAUACCAGCUGACCAAGUCAAGGUCUUCACGGAAGUUGACUAUGAUGGAGAGGGGUCACCUCCAGUCCGAGGAAGAGGCCGAGGUGGCAGAGGGAGGGGCAGGCCUAGAGGACCACCUGGAAAUGGUUUUGCACCUGGUGGCGAGUACGAGGAAGGAGGCUAUGAGAGGAACCGUGGGUACCCUAGGGGGGGAAGGGGGCGUGGUAGAGGUCGCAGUUUCCGUGGCCGUGGAAGGGGAGGGUUCAAUGGCCCACCUAUGGAUGCUAAUCAGGAUGGUGGGGCCUACAACCAAGAUGCACCAAGAGGCUACAACCAAGAGGGUCCACGUGGUGGUUACAAUCAAGAGGGCCCACGUGGUGGCUACAAUCAGGAGGGCCCACGUGGCGGCUACAAUCAGGAGGGCCCACGUGGCGGUUAUAAUCAAGACGGCCCACGUGGCGGCUACAAUCAAGACGGCCCACGUGGCGGUUACAAUCAAGACGGCCCACGUGGCGGUUACAAUCAAGAAGGACCACGUGGUGGCUACAACCAGGAAGGACCGCGAGGUGGCUACAAUCAAGAAGGAGGACCAAGAGGCCGUGGCCGUGGAAGGGGAGGCAUUCGUGGAAGAGGUCGUGGGUUCAGAUCAAACAACGGGCCGGUCCAAGCUGCUGCUUGAGUUGCUUACGUGUUUGCAAACUUGGGGUGGAGUUAUUUUAUGAGGACACUUUGAUGUUCUAUGAGUUGAUUGAUACACCCCUCGUUUCCUAUGUUUUUUUUUUCCCGGUAGUUUUUUAUUUAUUAGUUUUUUAACUUUUAUUAGGAUGUUCGUCUGUAAUUGGUGUAGACUAACUUGGGCCGCGCGUGCGUGGUGAGCCUUUUUGUUUUUUUCCUUUUCAGUUUCCAUAGUUGUUUUAGUGUUUUUGCUUAAAUGAAUCAAGUGUAACCUUAUUUUGGUGAGGAGUACCUUAUUCUUUAAUUUGUAUGUCUGUUGCUGGAUUUUUUUUCUUCGAUAACCUAUAGAUGGGCAUCCUUUGAAA